Messenger RNA from Arxiozyma heterogenica, 906 nucleotides. It is a transcript of the gene DPH5, whose product is annotated as diphthine synthase. The transcript has a single exon. Bases 1 to 906 code for a protein of 301 amino acids. Gene Ontology annotation, molecular function: diphthine synthase activity. The record is from RefSeq and is a predicted model, not a curated record. Lineage: Eukaryota; Fungi; Ascomycota; Saccharomycetes; Saccharomycetales; Saccharomycetaceae. Gene Ontology annotation, biological process: protein histidyl modification to diphthamide.
AUGUUUUAUCUAAUUGGUUUAGGCUUAUCAUAUAAAGAAGACAUCACUGUUCGUGGAUUGGAAGCUGUUAAAAAAUGUGAAAGAAUUUAUUUAGAACAUUACACAAGUAUUUUAAUGGCUGCUGAAAAAGAGGAACUAGAGGAAUUUUAUGGUAAACCUGUUAUAUUAGCUGAUAGAGAGCUAGUUGAAUCUGGUUCUGAUGAGAUUUUACUUGAUGCAGAUAAGAAAGAUGUGGCUUUUUUGGUGGUUGGUGAUCCAUUUGGUGCUACUACACACACUGAUUUAGUUCUUAGGGCCAAGAAAGCUGGCAUUCCAGUAGAAGUGAUUCAUAAUGCUUCUGUUAUGAAUGCUGUUGGUUCCUGUGGUUUACAGUUAUACAAUUUUGGUCAAACAGUGUCAAUGGUCUUUUUCACUGAUAAUUGGAGACCAGAUUCAUGGUAUGAUAAAAUUUGGGAGAAUCGUAAGAUUGGCUUACACACUUUAGUGUUAUUGGAUAUUAAAGUCAAGGAGCAAAGUCUUGAAAACAUGGCUCGUGGGAGAUUAAUCUAUGAACCACCACGUUAUAUGUCCAUCUCUCAAUGCUGCGAGCAACUGCUAGAAAUUGAAGAAGCACGUGGAACAAAGGCCUACACUAAAGAUACACCAGCUGUAGCUAUUAGUAGAUUGGGUGCUGCAAAUCAAACUUUUAAAGUUGGAACCAUCGAAGAAUUGUCUCAAUAUGAUGCUGGAGAACCAUUACAUUCUUUGGUUAUCCUCGGUAGACAAUGCCAUGAAUUGGAAUUAGAAUAUUUACUAGAAUUCACUGAUAAUUCAGAAAAAUUUAAAAAGGAUGUUGCUGCUGAUCAAGAAUAUUUCAAACCUGCACCAUGGGUCCCACCUGCCGAAGAAGACGAUAAUGAGUUGUGA